Messenger RNA from Solanum tuberosum (potato), 1683 nucleotides. RefSeq names its product 4-coumarate--CoA ligase-like 5. Lineage: Eukaryota; Viridiplantae; Streptophyta; Magnoliopsida; Solanales; Solanaceae. Gene Ontology annotation, molecular function: CoA-ligase activity. The annotation marks the transcript as partial. The record is from RefSeq and is a predicted model, not a curated record. The transcript is spliced from 5 exons.
AUGUCAAGUGAAGGAGAAUUAAUACCCACAGGCGAAGAUGAGCAAUCCACUUAUCAUCAAUCAUCGUUCGAUCGAAAAAACAGCUACGAUCCCGAGACGGGAAUUUACCAUUCAGUCCUCCAACUUAAUGAACAACACAAAAUGUCCAAUGACUAUUCUAACCUUGACACAGCCAAAUUUGUAUUGUCACAAUUUCCAUCCCCUGCACAAGCAAUGUCACAAAUUGCAUUAAUUGACUCUUCUACUAACCAAAAAAUAACCUACACACAACUCAACAGGUCCAUUUUAUCACUUGCCACGGGUUUAUAUCGCGUGUUAGGUGUGCGAAAGGGCGAUGUAAUUUUCUUGCUAUCGUCAAAUUCAAUAAUAUACCCAACUAUUUGUCUAGCUAUACUUUCAAUAGGUGCAAUUUUAUCCCCUGCAAAUCCACUCAACACUGAAUCAGAAAUUGGCAAACAAGUACGUCUAUCGCGCGCGAAAUUAGCCAUUGCUGCACCUGAAGAAGCUCAUAAAUUAGUCCACACAGGUGUGCCUACGCUUCUCACAACAACGCGAUCCAACGAUGAAAAUUCGAUUUCAGUACAAGAGUUGAUUGAAAAUUGUGACCCUUUAGAACUACCUAAACAACGUCCAAUGCCUUUGGACACAGCAGCAAUACUAUACUCUUCAGGAACUACUGGUGUUAGUAAAGGUGUCGUAUUAACACAUGCAAAUUUCGUUGCGAUUAUGAAACUUCUUAAGUACUAUGUUGAGGCAACGUCGUCUCAGGACGACGUUUUCCUCUGUUUUGUACCGAUGUUUCAUGUUUACGGUCUAGCAUUUUUCGGGAUCGGGUUAUUUUGUUCGGGUGUAACAACAGUUUUGAUGCAAAAAUUUGAUUUGCAAGGUAUGUUGGAAGCAAUUCAGACACAUAAAAUUAGUCACAUUCCAGCAGUUCCACCAGUGAUUCUUGGACUAGUUAAGUAUAAUAAAGGUAGUUACUAUGAUUUAUCAUCAUUGCGAAGCGUUACCUCGGGGGCCGCACCACUAAGCAAAGAGGUAGCUGAUGCGUUCCGAGAGAAGUUCCCUUGGGUGGAACUCAAGCAAGGCUAUGGCCUAACCGAGACAACGGGUGCAGCAACAUUUUUUGUGAACUACGAAGAGGCAAAAGCCCGUCCAUCCUCGGUAGGAGUGUUGUUUCCGGGCUUCUCCGCGAAGGUAAUUAAUCAUGAAACAGGGGAGGCGUUGCCGCCAUUUAAAGAAGGUGAAUUGUGGUUGAAAGGUCCAGGAAUUAUGAAAGAGUAUUUUGGAAAUGAAGAAGCAACUAGUGCAACAAUCACUAAAGAUGGAUGGCUCAAAACUGGUGAUCUUUGUUAUUUUGAUGACAAAGGGUAUUUAUACAUUGUUGAUAGAAUAAAGGAACUCAUCAAGCAUAAUGGUUAUCAGGUAGCUCCAGCAGAACUUGAAGCAAUAUUAUUGAGUCACCAUGAGAUACUUGAUGCAGCCGUUGUCCCACUAGAAGAUGAGGAGGCAGGACAAAUACCAUUGGCAUAUGUUGUAAGAGCAGCCAGUUCUGGUCUCACACAAGACCAAGUCAUUCAAUUUGUUUCUAGUCAGGUAGCGCCAUACAAGAAAGUAAGAAGGGUUAAUUUCAUCAAUGCCAUACCAAGAUCAGCAGCAGGGAAAAUUUUGAGGAAGGAAUUG